Beta vulgaris subsp. vulgaris (sugar beet) is the source of this 1646-nucleotide messenger RNA. RefSeq names its product 7-deoxyloganetin glucosyltransferase. Gene Ontology annotation, molecular function: UDP-glycosyltransferase activity. The record is from RefSeq and is a predicted model, not a curated record. Lineage: Eukaryota; Viridiplantae; Streptophyta; Magnoliopsida; Caryophyllales; Amaranthaceae.
CAGUUAACAAGAACUACUACAAAACAAUAGUUUCUCCUCAAGAUAGUAGUAUCUGUAAUGGCACCCAAAAAGCCUCAUAUUGUUUGUAUUCCUGGUCCACCUCAAGGACACUUAAACCCCAUGACAAAAGUAGCAAAACUCCUCCAUUCUAAGGGUUUUUACAUCACUGUAGUGCUCACUGAGUUUGAUGUAGCUAGACUAGCUACUUCCUCCUCCUCCAACGACACACCUUGGCUUCAAGGCCUUGAUGAUUUCGCCGUCGAAACGAUUCCCGAUGGCCUGCCACCGGAUAACAAGCGCGGCCUACUAGACCUGCCGCAGUUGUGCAUUUCCUUAGGACUGGAACCAAAGAAGGCGCUUAGAGAUCUACUAAUGAGACUCCUUGUUUCUCAUGAUGUCCCACCCAUUACUAGUAUAAUCUGCGAUGGUGCGAUGUUCUUCGCACAUGAAGUUGGCAAAGAGUUGGGCAUCCCAGUGUUGCUCUUCUACACUACAAGUGCUUGUGGCAUGCUAGGGUAUAUGCAAAUGCAAUAUGAUGAACUCAUCAAAAGAGGCCAUUUCCCUUUGAAAGAUGAAAGCUGCCUUACAAAUGGAUAUCUUGACACACCAAUUGACUGGGUACCAGGAAUGACCAAAGGAGCUAAAAUGAAGCACCUUCCUACAUUUAUCCGAACCACAAAUCCAGAUGACACAAUGUUCAACUACAUGGCAGAGGCAGCUAGAAAUGCUUUACUUGCCGACGGCAUGAUUCUUAAUACAUUUGCUGCUCUUGAAGGUGAAGUUUUGGAGGCAAUCAACACCAAAAUACCCAAUAUCUAUACAAUUGGCCCUCUCUCGCUACUGUGCCACCAAGUGAACGAACGAGAACUUCUCCCUAUUACAUCAAAUUUAUGGAAAGAACACACUAAUUGCUUAGAUUGGUUAGACAAAAGAAGUCCAAGAUCAGUCAUCUAUGUUAACUAUGGAAGCCUAGCUAUAUUAACCAAGGAACAAUCACAGGAGUUUGCAUGGGGAUUAGCAAACAGCAAGCACCCUUUUUUAUGGGUACUACGAUCUGAUCUUGUCGAAACAAGAUCGAGUUUCAUAACUGAUGAAUACAUGGAGGAGAUCAAAGGAAGAGGGUUACUCUCUGAUUGGUGUCCACAAGAGAAGGUGCUUCAACACCCAUCAGUUGCUGUGUUUUUGACUCAUUGUGGAUGGAAUUCGACGUUAGAAAGUAUAAGUGAAGGGUUGCCCAUGAUUUGCUGGCCGUUUUUUGCAGAACAACAAACAAAUUGCUUAUAUGCUUGUCAGGAAUGGAGGGUUGGAGUGGAGAUGGAGGAAGGUGAUGUUAGGAGAGAGAGAGUUGAAGCACUAGUGAAACAGAUGAUGGAAAGUGAUGAAGGUAAGGAAAUGCAGAGAAAAGCUAUGGAAUGGAAGGUGAAAGCAGAGGUAGCUACAAGAUGUGAAGGUUCAUCUUACAAAAAUUUUGAUAAGUUAGUGAAAGAUCUCAUGGAGAAAGAGAGUCAUUUUCAUUCUACUUGAAUGGAUCCAAAAUUAUUAGCCUUAUAUUAGUAGCUUCAGCUCUUGUCUAUUGUGUUACUUUCAAAUCUUGAGUUUGUAAACUGAUUGCUUGUUUGACAACUUUAUCAGAGGCUUACGAAAGU